AUGAUUCCAUUUCGGUCCAUUCCCGAGACCUGUUUUUUAGCUAACAAUAAAUCUGCCAGGGAUCAUCCUGACUUUGUCUCAGAAGCAAUUGUUAAAUUACUGAAAGGUCAAUACAUUGAGGAGCAAUCCGAACCACCCUAUUGCGUUAAUCCUUUAUCUGUUGCUAAAGGAAAGAAAUUACGUUUAGUUCUUGAUCUCCGCAACAUUAACGGGCAUUUGCUCAAACAAUCAUUUCGAUAUGAGGAUCUUCGAUCAUUAUCUCAAUUAUUUGAACAGAACUUUUGGUUUUUCACAUGGGAUCUUAAAUCCGGUUAUCAUCAUGUUGAUAUUUAUGUCGCACCCAGAAAAUUUCUAGGAUUUUCGUGGAAUUUUAACGGGAAGUUGAGAUAUUUUAUUUUCUGUGUUUUACCUUUUGGCCUAAGUUCAGCUUGUUAUUGUUUUACCAAAUUACUUAGGCCGUUAGUGAAACGAUGGCGUAUGAUGUCCUACGCCUCUUUUGUCUAUUUAGACGACGGUAUUUCCGGUCAUAAACGUCGUAUUGAUGCUUCUGCGGCCAGUAUUAUUCAAAAGAAAGAUUUAUCGUGUUCCGGUCUUAAAACGAAUGAGGAAAAAUGUCAUUGGGAGCCCAUGCAAAUCGGAGAAUGGCUUGGUAUGAUUAUUAACGCCAUCAAUUUUGAAUUCGAAAUUCCGCCUCGGAAAAUCGAGAAAGUUAAGAAAAACAUUCAGUACAUUUUGUCUUCCAAUCACGUUUCAUAUCGAGAACUGGCAAAAAUCGCCGGUUUCAUCAAUUCAUUGUAUUUAGCUGUCGGUCCACCUGUGAGGCUUUUUUCGCGGCAACUCUUUUUCAUAAUUUCUCAGAGAGAUUCAUGGGCAGGGCAUUUGGAUAGCGUCCCACAUCUUUUUGAUGGAGGAAUUGAGAUUUUGGUUAGACAAUUUACGUUAUCUAAACGGGUAUAACAUUCGGCCAAAAGUGUCUUUAGAACCUUUAACAAUCCACACUGACGCUAGUGGCGUUGGUUAUGGUGGUUAUUUUACCUCGUUGAGGGAUGUAAAUAUACACGGACAUUGGUCCGUUGAGCAAAGUGGUAAGAGUUCCACGUUCCGGGAGUUAUCGGCUAUCCUACUAGUUUUGAAAACUUCUGUGCAACGUUUACAGCAUAAAAAGGUGAAAAUAUUUUCAGAUAGCCAGAGCGCCUGUCGCAUCGUUCAAGUCGGGAGUAGAAUUUUCGAACUCCAAAAUAUUGCAGUAGACAUUUUCAACAUUUGUUUCAUUAACGACAUUAUGAUUGAAACACAAUGGAUUCCUCGAGCAGAAAACAGGACUGCCGAUGUGUUAAGCAAAACCAUUGAUUUAGAUGAUUGGAAGUUACACCCAGAAUUAUUUGUUAUGCUUCAUAGAGCAUGGGGUCCUUUUACUAUUGAUAGGUUCGCCGCUAAUUACAAUACACAAUUACAAAGAUUCAAUUCACGAUUUUGGUGUCCUGAAACAGAGGCUGUUGACGCAUUUACUAAAAAUUGGUCAAACGAAGCGAACUGGGUCUGUUCGCCAGUGGCUUUAAUCAUUCCCGUCAUUAGACACAUGUCCGUGUGUAAGGCCAAAGGUACCUUUAUAGUUCCUCGUUGGCCGUCCGCUAUUUUUUGGCCAGCCAUUAAAACCAAACCUGGAAAGUUUGCUCCAUUUGUUAAGGACAGUUUAGUUUUACUAAAAAAAAAAAAAAAAAUAGCACAGAUGUGCAUUCCUGGUGAAGGGCAAUUGAUAGCCUAUCAAAAGAAACCGUCCGUUUUUACGGGAACACCAAGUUUUGACUUACUGGCUUUACGGGUAGAGUUUUAAAGCAUGAUGAUUAGGCUUGGUCUUUAGCACCGUGUCUUUUUGACAAAUUGUGGCGUUUCAAAGCAUUUUAUUUAUUUUUUAUCCUCAUGUCUUUUCGACUGAUUCGCUCCAUUUCUGGUGUGAUUGUUCUGUUUAAUAGCACUUUGCUACAGUAUUUGGUUUAUUUGCUGAUAACGCAACUAAUGUGUUGAUUUUCAAACACUUCAAGUUUGCAUUUUUUCAGGGGUUUUGGCCACCAAAUUUUGGUUACAAAGUCAUCUCAUCGGUCAUUCGACCUGUUCAUGUAAAAAUUAAAUUUUACAUUUGCCUUUUAACGGCUAGAUACAUUUUCGUAAAAAAAAAUAAAUUAAUUUUUAUUUAAUUAAUGCAGUCUUUUAGUGCUGUCAUAUCGUCGUGUGACGAAUGUAGUCUUCGAAGUUUAUAUUCUAUUAUGAUUUACUUAUUUCUAUUUAGAUGAGUUUAAAAUUGGAGUGUGGGAGGAUUUCUCCAAAAUACAGGAUCCUUCGCUUGUAUCGUUGGCUUCCUCGCUUUCUCGGGUUGUGUUAAAUGCAAAGGAUCGAAAUACGACAGUCCGCUAUGCUUACGGAUGGAACAGAUGGAAGAUCUGGUCCAUGUCUAAGAUUGGUGUUUGGUACCUUCCUGCUCAGCCUAUGUUCGUGGCGUUAUAUCUGCGUCAAUUCCUAGAUUCCGCCAAGACAACUUCACCUGUGGAUACUGCUGUGUAUAGCAUUCGUUGGGGGCAUAUUUUGGCCGCUUACCCUACCCGACAGAGCAACCGUUGGUUCAAUCUACCUACGAAGGCUGCCGACGAAUUCUCUCUCGACCAAGAGAACCUAAAGAUCCUGUCCCACCUUACAUGUUAG
Paramuricea clavata is the source of this 2697-nucleotide messenger RNA. The record is from the annotation of a GenBank genome assembly. NCBI's taxonomy places the organism in Eukaryota, Metazoa, Cnidaria, Anthozoa, Malacalcyonacea, Plexauridae.